Molecule: messenger RNA, 2688 nt
Organism: Conger conger (European conger)
Lineage: Eukaryota; Metazoa; Chordata; Actinopteri; Anguilliformes; Congridae
Gene: anxa6
Product: annexin A6
Exons: 25
Coding region: 309-2297 (662 amino acids)
Biological process (GO): regulation of muscle contraction; neural crest cell migration; plasma membrane repair
Cellular component (GO): focal adhesion; cytoplasm
Molecular function (GO): calcium channel activity; calcium-dependent phospholipid binding; chondroitin sulfate binding
Source: RefSeq, a predicted model, not a curated record
UCGCAGAAAAACAAAGCUCAACAUCGCAGCCUUUCACGUCAAGCAACGCUAAGAAAAUAUCUCUAUGGCUUUAUUACCCAAACCAUCCUCUGCCCCAGUGAAAUAAGAACGAGCCAAACAAGCAUCCAGUGCGGCACGCCUACGUCACACCGUCCGAGAAAGAGAGCGAGAAGGAGCAGCUGUUAGCAGUUUAACGGGUGUCCUGCAGGUCUAGCGAAACCCCCUGAUUCGCAGACGCUCAUCGCUCAGAGAACGUUAUUUUGAGAGGUCACAGUUACUUUCCCUGACAAACAGACAGAACAGCAGCCAUGGGAAAGGGAUACCGAGGCACAGUAACAGAUUUUCCGGGCUUUGAUGCCAACGGUGAUGCAGAGACUUUGUACAAUGCCAUGAAAGGAAUGGGAAGUGACAAGGAGACCAUUUUAGAUCUGGUUUCUUCCAGAAGCAAUGCACAGAGACAGGAGAUAGCUGUUGCAUACAAGUCUCUCUAUGGGAAGGACCUGAUUGGUGACCUGAAAUAUGAGCUGACUGGAAAGUUUGAGCGUCUGAUUGUCUGUCUAAUGAGGCCACCAGCAUAUCACGAUGCCAAAGAAAUUAGGGAUGCAAUCAAGGGUGUGGGGACAAAUGAAAAAUGCCUGAUCGAAAUUCUGGCGUCAAGAACCAACAAACAGAUCCAUGAUAUGGCAGCAGCUUACAAAGAUGCUUAUGGUAGUGAUAUGGAGGCAGAUAUUGUAGGAGACACCUCAGGCCACUUUAAGAAGAUGCUGGUGGUUUUACUCCAGGGGACCAGAGAUGAGAGCGGUGUUGUGAACGCAGAUCUGGUGGGGGAGGACUCCAGGGAACUGUACGCUGCGGGGGAGGAGCAGUGGGGUACUGACGAGGCCUCGUUCAUCAUGUUGCUUGGCAACCGGAGCAUCUACCAUCUGAGGAUGGUAUUUGAUGAAUACCAGCAGCUCACAGAAAAGUCGAUAGAGGACAGUAUCAAGAGUGAGCUCUCUGGGGAUUUUGAGCGACUGAUGCUGGCUGUAGUGCAGUGUAUCAGAAGUGUUCCCAUGUUUUUUGCAAAACGCCUCUACAAGGCCAUGAAGGGCCUGGGCACAGCCGAUAACACCCUGAUCCGCAUCAUGAUCUCGCGCUCAGAGUUGGAUAUGCUGGACAUCCGGGAGUGCUUCCGUCUGCAGUACGAGAAAUCCCUCUACAACAUGAUCAAGGACGACACCUCGGGCGUGUACAAGAGAACCCUGCUUCAACUGUGCGGAGGAGAUGACGACAUUGCAGGAGAGUUCUUUCCUGAAGCAGCUCAAAUAGCCUACAAGAUGUGGGAGAUCAGUGCCACGACUAAAAUGCAGCUGAGGGGAACAAUUCGUCCUGCAUCAGGCUUUGACCCUAACAGUGAUGCUAAAGCCCUCAGGAAAGCCAUGAAGGGAUUUGGCACAGAUGAGGACACGAUCAUAGAAAUCCUGGCGAACAGGAGUAAUGCACAGAGACAGGAGAUCAGACAGGCCUUCAAAUCCACCUUAGGAAGGGACCUGAUGGCAGAUCUGAAGUCGGAGCUCUCUAAGAACCUGUGCCGGUUGAUCCUGGGUCUUGUGAUGACUCCGGCAGAGUUCGAUGCCAAAAUGAUGAAGAAGGCAAUGGAGGGGGUUGGCACAGAUGAACACGGCUUGAUCGAGAUUCUCAUCACGAGAAGCAACCAGGAAAUCCAGGCCAUGAAUACGGCUUUUCAGGACGCUUUCAAAAAGAACCUUGAAGAUGCCAUCACUUCAGACACAUCUGGACAUUUCCGCCAGAUCCUCGUUUCACUGGCGCAGGGGGCACGUGACGAGGGUCCAGCUGACAUAAACGGGGCCAUGGCAGAUGCACAGGAACUUGCUGAAGCGUGCAAUGAAGACUCCAGUGAUAUGGAAAUGAAGUUCAUGAGCAUUCUGUGCACCAGAAGUUUCCCUCACCUACGCAGGGUCUUUCAAGAAUUUGUCAAAUGCUCCAACAAAGACAUCGAACUAAUCGUUAAGAAGGAAAUGUCAGGUGACUUCAAGAAUGCAUUGCUUGGUCUUGUGAGGAGUGUGAAGAACCAGCCGUCCUACUUAGCCGACCGUCUGUACAAAGCCAUGAAGGGUCUGGGCACUGACGACCGGGCACUGAUCCGCAUUAUGGUGUCCCGGAGCGAGAUUGACCUCUUCAACAUCCGCAAGGAGUUCAAAGACACCCAUGACGUCUCUCUCCACGAGUUCAUCCAGGGUGACACCAGCGGGGAUUACCGCAAAGCCUUGCUCCUGCUGUGCGGUGGGGAGGACUGAAACCUCAACACCCACCCCCCCCCCACCCCCCCAACACCCCAGAGGACCCAGAGACCUCUGCACCCCCCAACACACCGUGAAAACAAGGGUUCCAGACACCUCCGUCAGCUGUGCUGCUGCCAAACCGGUUCCGCCAAAUUGCUCCAACCGACUUCUGUGAUUGAAAUUGAAUGGGAAGAGAGGGAUGAGAGCACUGGGUUUUCUUUUCCUUUUCUGUGAAUGUUGCCAUUGCACUGACCAUGCUAAACAGGCGUGUUCCUGUCUGAGAACCUGUAGACUGAGACGUGGAACAUACAGAAGGGUCACCUCAGUUGAGCCUGUGUCUACCUGCUGUCACCACUCUUCCCGGUUUUAUGUUGAACCCAGCAAUAAAAAGAAAUCAUUACACUGG